This is a messenger RNA of Artibeus jamaicensis (Jamaican fruit-eating bat), 951 nucleotides long. RefSeq names its product olfactory receptor 1P1-like. Lineage: Eukaryota; Metazoa; Chordata; Mammalia; Chiroptera; Phyllostomidae. The coding region runs from base 1 to 951 and encodes 316 amino acids. The record is from RefSeq and is a predicted model, not a curated record. The transcript has a single exon. Gene Ontology annotation, biological process: G protein-coupled receptor signaling pathway. Gene Ontology annotation, molecular function: G protein-coupled receptor activity; olfactory receptor activity. Gene Ontology annotation, cellular component: membrane.
AUGGCAGGAGGGAACCAGACGGCCAUCUCUGAGUUCCUCCUCUGGGGACUCUCAGAGCAGCCAGAGAAGCAGCACAUCCUCUUCCCUCUGUUCCUGUGGAUGUAUGUGCUCACUGUGGCUGGGAACCUACUUGUUGUCUUAGCCAUUGGCACUGACACACGUCUCCACAUGCCCAUGUACUUCUUCCUUGCAAUCCUUUCCUGUGCAGACAUCCUUUUCACUUCCACCACUGUGCCCAAGGCCCUGGUGAACAUUCAGUCUCACAGCAGAUCCAUUUCCUAUGCAGGAUGCCUGGCUCAGCUCUACUUCUUCUUGACAUUUGGGGAUAUGGACAUCUUUCUUCUGGCUACAAUGGCAUAUGACCGCUACAUAGCCAUCUGCCACCCUCUCCACUACAUGAUGAUCAUGAACCGCCAGCGCUGCAUUCUCCUGGUUACUGUCUGCUGGACCCUUACGAGUCUUGUUGCCAUGACCCACACAUUCCUCAUAUUCCGGCUCUCCUUCUGCUCUAAGAAGAUCGUUCCUGACUUCUUCUGUGAUCUGGGACCCCUGAUGAAGGUGUCCUGCUCAGACACUCAAGUCAAUCAGCUCGUGCUCCUUUUCUUGGGGGGAGCAGUCAUUUUAAUUCCCUUUAUGCUCAUCCUGGUCUCUUACAUCCACAUCUUCUUAGCUAUCCUGAGGGUCCCUUCUGCCCAGGGAAGGUACAAGGCCUUCUCUACAUGUGGGUCCCACCUUGUUGUUGUUGCUCUGUUUUUUGGGACGGUAAUCAGGGCUUAUCUGUGCCCCUCAUCAUCAUCCUCCAACUCAGUACAAGAGGACACAGCUGCUGCUGUCAUGUACACAGUAGUGACUCCCCUCCUGAACCCCUUCAUUUAUAGCCUGAGGAACAAAGACAUGAAAGAAGCCUUGGGAAGACUUCUCAGGGGCAAAGUCUCCUUCUUGUGGGGCUAG